AUGUCCCAAAAGUCAGAAGCGACAAUGCCCAUUGUCGCAGUCCUGUAUCAGGCGCUGGCUCCCCCGACAUAUGGCGGGGUGAGCAAGCCGCGGAAGCCUGGAGGAUACCGCGAUUCGGGCUCAGAUAUCGCCUACACGUUAUCUCGUACGGGUAUCCCUGUACUGACACCCGUGGAAGCACCAGAUCCGGCAAACGAGAACCACUGGUGCUUCCCUGACACCGAGGAGGGCAUUCUGUCCGCGGUGAGAAAGGGCGCCACCCAUCUGUGGGCUAACACGGUACUCUUUGCGGCGCAUCCACUACAGACCUCGUCGCUGCUAGAUGCGCACGAGUCCAGUCUUAAGGUGGUCGGCCAGCCGCCACAGUGCUUUGAUAUGUAUGACGAUAAGUCAUUUCUGAACGACGCACUUCGUCGUCGGGGGAUGAGUCUUCCACGUUCGUGGACUGUCCAGGAUCCCCAUUUGGCUACUCCCAUAUCUCAAGGAGAACGAGACAGGGAUCUACCGGCCGUUCUCGCCUCCAUCCCUGAGUCAGACUAUCCUUUAGUAGCCAAACCUGUUCGUGGCCGGGGCAGUCACGGAGUGAAAAUAUGCUACACCCGCGCCGAUCUGGCAGAGCAUGUGUCUGCCUUGUUCGACGAAUCCCCCCGCGUGCUAGUGGAAGAGUACCUUCGCGGAGAGGAAGGGACCGUUACCGUCCUCCCGCCGUCCGUGUCUUCAAAUGACCCCACGGACUAUGCAGGCCACAAGGCUCUUCCACCUGUCGUGCGCUUUAAUCACGUCGAUGGCAUUGCUCCGUACAGUGGCAAAGUGGCUGUGACAACCAACUCGCGCGCUGUUUCAGCUGUGACCCGUGAUGCUGACCCGGCCUAUGCGGAUAUUAUGAAGCAAUGUGAGGCCGUUGGAGACCUGUUGCAAACGACAGCUCCUAUUCGCAUUGAUAUUCGGAGAUUUGAGCCGAGAUCGCCUUUUGCCUUGUUUGAUAUUAAUAUGAAACCGAACAUCACUGGCCCUGGACGGCCCGGCCGUGACGACCAGGCGAGUUUAAUGAGUCUUGCAGCCAGCGAGCUGGGCUGGGAAUAUUCUACAUUUCUACAGUACGUGCUCAGCACGGCACAGCCUUUGCGCAAUUUGCGGCAAUAUGCCAGUCCAUUGCUUGAAUAA
Molecule: messenger RNA, 1164 nt
Organism: Penicillium lagena
Lineage: Eukaryota; Fungi; Ascomycota; Eurotiomycetes; Eurotiales; Aspergillaceae
Exons: 3
Coding region: 1-1164 (387 amino acids)
Biological process (GO): peptidoglycan biosynthetic process
Molecular function (GO): D-alanine-D-alanine ligase activity; ATP binding; metal ion binding
Source: RefSeq, a predicted model, not a curated record